Molecule: messenger RNA, 818 nt
Organism: Liolophura sinensis
Lineage: Eukaryota; Metazoa; Mollusca; Polyplacophora; Chitonida; Chitonidae
Product: coiled-coil-helix-coiled-coil-helix domain-containing protein 2-like
Exons: 3
Coding region: 130-609 (159 amino acids)
Biological process (GO): mitochondrion organization
Cellular component (GO): mitochondrion; nucleus
Source: RefSeq, a predicted model, not a curated record
UAGUGACCUCGUGCAUGUUCUUGACGUCGCAGAUUUAACCGCAAGUUUUACGUAGUUUUUCGGGAGCAUUCGAUUACAUUAGACGGAAAGUAAAUCUCAGGAGCUAUAUUUCGAUAGGAAGGAGUGAAAAUGCCGCGACGAGGACGAUCUGGUGGAUUUGGAGCGAGGCCAUCCGCCUCCCCUUCCCCCAUGAGACCAGCUCCAUCCCGGCCUGUGUCCACCAUGCCAGCUCACCCACCACCUGCUGCCCCCGCCACACAAAUGGCACAGCCCAAACAACCUGGCCUUUUUGCACAGAUGGCAAGCACUGCAGCUGGCGUAGCUGUAGGAUCUGCUGUGGGCCACACAAUUGGUCAUGCCAUGACAGGGGGUGGAGGCAGUCAGACGGAGGUAGCACCCCAGGAGCAGGCCCCAGCAGCUUACUCCCAGCAGCCCGGCCAGCAGCAGGAGCAGCAAUCCGCUUGUCAGUAUGAACUUAAACAGUUCUUGGACUGUGCCCAGGGACAGGCGGAUAUCGGUCUGUGUCAGGGAUUUAACGAGGCGUUGCGACAGUGUAAGGCGCGCUAUGGUAAGUGUGAAACUCUCUCAGGAAGUCAGGCAGUGUCCUAGCAAACCCAGGGGCCGGGUGUUCAGAAGUGUAUUGAAGUCAUGAUUAAGUGUUUAUACAUCUUUGGAAAGUAAAUCCUUAAGAUUCAACCACAUCCACUUUUAUCAGUAGAGCGAAUGACAGUGCUCAUAUAGCUGUUGGUUUGGUCUUACAUGAAGUUUAUCAGAGGUCAUUAACCUCUGACCUUAACUUUUGCUCUGAAGAUGAAAGU